Messenger RNA from Scophthalmus maximus (turbot), 3831 nucleotides. RefSeq names its product T-box transcription factor 4 (gene tbx4). The record is from RefSeq and is a predicted model, not a curated record. Bases 241 to 1860 code for a protein of 539 amino acids. Gene Ontology annotation, cellular component: nucleus. Gene Ontology annotation, biological process: positive regulation of DNA-templated transcription; cell fate specification; regulation of transcription by RNA polymerase II. Lineage: Eukaryota; Metazoa; Chordata; Actinopteri; Pleuronectiformes; Scophthalmidae. The transcript has 9 exons. Gene Ontology annotation, molecular function: RNA polymerase II cis-regulatory region sequence-specific DNA binding; DNA-binding transcription factor activity, RNA polymerase II-specific.
UGCACAGGCGCAGAGCGCAGCUCGGUGCUGGAGAAGCUGAAAGGCACAAAGGCAGCUCGAACUGGCCGACACACCGACACUCCCCAGCGGACAGCCGCCACCGCAGCCUCCGGAGGCGCCCUUGGAGAAAGACGUGUAAGCGCCGUAGGAAGUGGCCCCCUACGCCCCGCUGUUCACACACUGACGACUGAGCUGCUGUGCGCAGGGAUGGAUUUAAGCAGAUGACUGAGUGCGUGAGAAAUGCUGCAGGAGAAGGCUUCAGCUGUAACGGAUGAGUGUAUGAGUCGGGUCCAGAGCGGCGUGGAGACAGAUGUCCUCCCAGACCAGUCACGACUGGGCCUGUCCAAAGCUUCCGCCAUUCCCAGCUCCAAUGAGCCUGAGCAGAACAUUGAGAAUAUUAAGGUCGUCCUUCAUGAGAGGGACCUGUGGAAGAAGUUCCACGAGGCCGGGACAGAGAUGAUCAUUACUAAAGCAGGCAGGAGGAUGUUUCCAAGCUACAAGGUCAAAGUGACUGGGAUGAACCCCAAAACCAAAUACAUACUUCUAAUUGACAUCGUCCCAGCUGAUGACCAUCGCUACAAGUUCUGUGAUAACAAGUGGAUGGUGGCUGGAAAGGCAGAACCUGCAAUGCCGGGGAGACUUUAUGUGCACCCAGAUUCCCCUGCCACAGGAUCUCACUGGAUGAGGCAGUUGGUAUCAUUUCAGAAACUCAAGCUAACAAAUAAUCACCUAGACCCUUUUGGGCAUAUCAUCCUGAACUCUAUGCACAAGUACCAGCCCCGACUACACAUAGUCAAAGCUGAUGAGAACAAUGCCUUUGGAUCCAAGAAUACUGCCUACUGUACUCAUGUCUUUCAUGAGACAGCUUUCAUCUCUGUGACGUCAUAUCAAAACCACAAGAUCACACAGCUGAAAAUAGAAAACAAUCCAUUUGCCAAGGGAUUCCGAGGUAGUGAAGAAGGAGAUCUGCGUGUUUCAAGACUACAGGGGAAAGAAUAUCCAGUGAUUUCAAAGAACAUGGUUCGUCAGAGGCUCAUCUCCUCACAUAGUCACCUUGCAGGGAAGCUCGGGGCAGGAGUUCUAACGGGGCACCCUCAAGUCCUGUCCGCUUAUCAGCAUGAGACUGGGGGGCCUUUGUCUAACUCAGACCCCCAAGAUCCCAUCACGAAUCAUUUCUCUCAGAGCAGAGAUCCCAGUCUUCUCUACCACUGCUUCAAACACAGAGAUAAUGCCCGACACCUGGAGCUUGGCUGUAAGCGUCCGUAUCUGGAGACAUCAUCUGUGGGCUCAGAGGAGCAUUAUUUUCGUUCAGCUCCCUCUUAUGAAUCGUCCAUACUGCCCCAUCCGUACUGCACUGAGGCGAUCACCUCUAGAGAGGCUUGUAUGUAUGGCAGUAUGGACACAGAGUCUGGAUCUGGGACAGGGGACACAGAUGACCUGGCCAACUCCCCUUCAAUAAAUUGCAACAUGUGGGCUACAAUGCAGCCCUACCCUCGCUAUAGUGUGGAUGGUGUCCCGUACCAGCCCUUCACGGCUCACUUCACCAAUGCAGUCACACCUGUGGUGCCACACCCCACAUCAUCCAUGGUGUCGAGGUCGCAGGUUGACAUGGGUGUCUACAACUCCACCCCAGUCCUCCAUCCUCCAUCCUCCUCCUCUUCAUCAUGUUCUUCAGCUGUUCCUGGAUCCAGAGAUGGGUCAGGCCACCCAUCUCUGUACCACAAGAAACCAGUGUCACCUCUCAGGCCUCUAAGAGAUUACUCAGCCUAUCCCACACAAGGCACAAUAGCCAUCCGGGAUCCGUCCUAUCAGUACCAAGUGGGGCUGAGUAGUGCAGGGACUCACUGGACUGACAGUUAAUGUGGACCAUUGAAAUACCAGUGUUGGUCUGAAAUGAAUCAAGGUUUUCACUCCAUUGCAGGCUGUCGAUGCCAAGCAACGGUAACCAAAAGCUAUUUACCUCCAUGAAUUCACACACAAGCAAUUACAGUGUGAUAGAAACUGUAUUUAGUGAAUAGUGGCUGACCUCCUCUUUUUAAUGUGUAGAAUCUAUACAAUGAGCCUGUGAUCAGAUUAAGUGAACUCGAAUGCAAAACAUAGGUUUGAUCAGCGCUUCAGCUUUGUCAGAGGGAGCAUUAAGCUUGUUUGAAAGUAACUUAUAACAACUAACUAUCCCAUUAGACUUAGCUAGCAAACUAAAAGUAACAUUGACUGCAAUGUUUUGUCAAAAAAUAGAGAAGGGGAAAUUAGCAGAUGCCAUUUUUUUCUAUAGAGGUCAAUACUUUACAUUUUAGAUACAUACAAGUUGAGAGGAUGAGGCUGGCAUUAUUCUAUACUUUUCUAAUUUUCAACAAAUCCCAUGAAAAGACUUUCACUCGAAGACUUGAAGACUUUCGAGACUUUCUCACUUCCUAUUGGCUCUCACCUUCAAGUAUUCUUAUAUAGUUUCAUUUUAUUUGAAAAGGAGUGUAUUUGUUAAGCUAGUUCAGGCAGUCAACCUGAGUAAAAAUAUAGAUAUAUCAAAUGCCCCCUAUUGAUUAGCAGCAUACUUAAGUUGUCCGAGCACUACACACUCUGUUACUGAAUGCCUGUUGUCAUGCUACAACACUUUUUUUCACAAGCCCCCCUCCACCUAUAGGCUUAUAGUCCAUAUUCCCCAUAGGGAUAAAUUCCUAUUGUCAGUCUAUCUCCCCGUUAUGCAGAGCUUGGUGCCCCGUUUUGGGGAGUGACAAAUCAGAGCUUCAACUGCAAAUAUUCUAGGUUGCAUUCUACAUUCACAUAAUUAUUCCAUGUGAGUUUACAAAUUGAACUCACCAUAUUUGGCGAGUUUUUACAGGAGCAUGACAGCAUAUGUAGGAUUGUUCAUGAUUAGGAAGCAAUGUGACAGCUUGGGCGUGAAGUAUCAUUUCAUCGUUGGUCUGGGUCUUUUCAUUGGAUUAGUUGACAAUAAGAAUAAUGUAGAUAAUUGCGGAUCCUUGAGACAUAUUCAUCUGGGAUGGGAUGUAAAGUAUAGUUUUGAAAGCCAUGAGCCUUUCAAUCCUAACUGUUCACGUGCCAAAAUGGGUUUUGUUACACAAGGAUUUUUAACGAACAAGUGUUUUGAGUGAAAUUUAGGUUUAUUGUGUGUACAAUAGGAAUUGUGUCAGCUAAGACAUUAAAUUGGAAAGUCAAGGUAGGGCAGUCUUUUCCCAUGUUGUAGGCCUACAUACAGAGCAACAAGUUCAUGUGAAAGGUGCACCACAAAAGCAGCUAGCAUUAUUUCUGUAGGUCUAUACUGGUUGCAUGUGACAAGUCAGACUGAGCCAUUCUGCUGUAGUUGGAUGUUUAAGCUUGGCUCCAAACAAUAUGUCUAGUUAAAUGGGACAACAAAGAACUCUCAGGCGGAACCAGAUGGCAGUUUAAAAAAAACUGAUCUUAAGCGAGUACCGGAAAAUAGAACUGCGAAAAAUUCCCACUGCCACAUGACUUCCUAGGAAAAAAUCUGCAAGGAUUGGAAAAUACAAAACAGCCUGAGUAGACAUGGAAGCUGAGGGGGUAGAGUUUGAACUUGCAUUGGCAAUGAAAGAUGGAGGUUGGUAAUCCCUCAUGAAUUUGUGUAUUGUUUCCUUUUUCAUGUUGUUAAAUUCAUAACAAUUUGAAUAUACUGACAUUUUUGCACCCCUGAUAAAUAAACAUUUUCAUUUCUCUGAUUUUUGCAGUACUUUAUCCAAGGCCAGCUCUGUACAACUAAACUAUAUUACAAAAAAAUUUGUAAGGGCGUUACCAUUGUUGAUACCUGAUGCUUUCCGUAUUGUAGCAUUUUCAAAUAAAAAAACAGUUUUUAGCAUUUUA